CAAAAUCCACUCCUCAGUCUUGCUGUAGGAGCCCCAUGGGUGGCGAAGGCAGCGAAGAGAACGCCGCCGGCGAAGAGCUAGAAUGGGAGGACGAAGUAGAAGUAGUCGGCGAGAGGGAGGAGAGGGAUCGGGAGAUGGCCCUGGUGAACAAGCCCAAGAAGGGCAAGCGGAAGAUUAGGGAUUCCGGGGAGCGAGAGAUCAUGGAUUCAAGAAAGGCUAAGACCAAGGACCCCAGCAAGGUCAAGAGAGCCAAGUCCAACGGCUCGCUGGCGGCGCUCCCGGCGGACCUCCGCGGUCCUGACACGGAGUGGUGGUACGCCUUCCUCACCAAGCACGCGGAACUCCACAAGGACGCUGAAUCAGGUGGCAGUGUGCCAGUGCCUUCAGAUGAGGAGGACGCAUUCAGGUACUUCUUCAGGACAUCAAGGAGGACCUUUGACUACAUCUGCUCGAUUGUACGAGAUGAUUUGAUAUCGAGGCCGCCGUCUGGGCUGAUCAACAUUGAGGGGAGACUGCUUAGUGUGGAGAAGCAAGUAGCGAUUGCCAUGAGGAGGCUGGCAUCUGGGGAUUCGCAGGUGUCGGUGGGAGCUGCUUUUGGCGUGGGGCAGUCUACUGUUUCCCAAGUGACAUGGAGGUUUAUCGAGUCGAUGGAAGAGAGGGCUCGGCACCAUUUGGUUUGGCCGGACCAGGAGAGGAUGGAGGACAUCAAAGCUAGGUUGGAGGUUCUGUCUGGUCUGCCAAAUUGUUGCGGUGCCAUUGAUGCCACACACAUUAUCAUGACGCUUCCUGCUGUUGAGUCAUCUGAAGACUGGUGCGACCCUGCGAAGAACUACAGUAUGUUCCUGCAAGGGAUAGUUGACGAUGAGAUGAGAUUUAUUGAUAUUGUCACUGGUUGGCCAGGCAGCUUGCCAGUCUCACGCUUGUUGAAAUGCUCUGGCUUCCACAAGCUCUGUGAGGCUGGGAAACGCUUGAAUGGCCCUGUCAGAGUUUCAGGGGAAGAUGCAGAAAUAAGGGAAUUCAUUGUUGGUGACAUGUGUUAUCCUCUGCUCCCAUGGCUUAUGACUCCGUACGAAGAUGAAAAUCUAUCUGCCCCAAUGGUCAACUUUAAUGCCCGUCAAAAAACUGCAAGGAUGCUUGGAACAAGAGCGUUGGCACGGCUGAAAGGAUCCUGGAGGAUCUUGCACAAAGUUAUGUGGAGGCCUGAUAAAAAUAAGUUGCCCAGUAUCAUUCUUGUGUGCUGUCUGCUUCACAAUAUAAUUUUGGACUGCAAAGAUGAACUGCUUACGGGUAUUCAGCUUCCAGUUCAUCAUGAUACCGGCUAUAAAGAAGAGAACUGCAAGCAAGAGAACCCCAGUGGCAAAGUCAUGAGAGAGACCGUUACAGGGCAUCUCCCAACCUUUGAAGCUGUAUUGAACUGAAGUAAGGUGACUGGAAGUACUGAUGCAGAUUCGGUGUUCUCAAUCAUCCUUAAUGUCCCCUUUCUCUAUGUUAUUUUCUAGUGUAAUCAGACCUGAUGGUUACAGUAAAGAUUCUCCAUGGAUAGUGUGAUUCAUUGCUUUGGUAAUACUUUGAAGAGCAUACAUGAGUUAAUGUUUUCCUGAUGA
Molecule: messenger RNA, 1604 nt
Organism: Lolium rigidum
Lineage: Eukaryota; Viridiplantae; Streptophyta; Magnoliopsida; Poales; Poaceae
Product: protein ANTAGONIST OF LIKE HETEROCHROMATIN PROTEIN 1-like
Exons: 2
Coding region: 36-1418 (460 amino acids)
Cellular component (GO): PRC1 complex; ESC/E(Z) complex
Molecular function (GO): chromatin binding
Source: RefSeq, a predicted model, not a curated record